AUGACCAAGGUUGGAUCAAACGUUGAAAAGUUCAAUCUUCACGUUUCCAAACAACUUGACAACCUUGCCCACUAUGGAGGGGAGUCCAAAGAUAUCCUGAUCCACCUGUUCGAAGGGUACAAGGCUGCAUCUGACAAGCCAUUUGUGUCAUACAUUGAGAGAAAAGAAGAAAAACAUGAGGACAACUCCGAGACCACCAAUGAACCCAAGCUCAUGCAGGACGCCAAAAACUAUUACAAGAAUUGUGUUCGUGAUCAAACCUGGAAUUGCCCUGAUGAAAACCAACAGGCUAUCCUCUUGCUGAAGGCCGAGUUCAAGCAAAUCAAAAACUCCAAGAAGUCUGAAAGUGGAAAGAAGAAGGACAAUGACAAGAAGUCCGGAGGUGGCAAGAAUAAAGGCAGGGGCAAAAACAACAAUAAGCAAAAAUCUUUGAUUGUACUGCUCCAAAAGCAGAAGAUAAACUUAAAGCAAAGCAUGUUGACAAUGACUCCAAGCCCUGGUAUUUGUGUGAAGCCCUCAAGAAAUACUGCUGCCACACUCCGGAUCAAUGCAAUCAAGAUCAAAACAAAAACAAGAAAAAGAACAAGAUCAAGCUCAGAGCCGCCAUGGCCAAGCAUUACGCCCCGUCCGGCUCCGAUACAGAUGAAGAAUGAGAGCUCCUCAAGAGCAUUCAAGGGUGGAUUGUUGUUUGGCCGUGGCUUUGGUGGGGUCUGCUGUCUCAGUGGAUCGCUAAUUGGUGGAAAUGCCUUCCGCUCUGCCUCCUUGCCACAGCUGUAA
Molecule: messenger RNA, 777 nt
Organism: Cylindrotheca closterium
Lineage: Eukaryota; Bacillariophyta; Bacillariophyceae; Bacillariales; Bacillariaceae
Source: the annotation of a GenBank genome assembly